Molecule: messenger RNA, 1029 nt
Organism: Cloeon dipterum
Lineage: Eukaryota; Metazoa; Arthropoda; Insecta; Ephemeroptera; Baetidae
Product: CD209 antigen-like protein B
Exons: 7
Coding region: 68-844 (258 amino acids)
Biological process (GO): biological process involved in interspecies interaction between organisms
Cellular component (GO): external side of plasma membrane
Molecular function (GO): carbohydrate binding
Source: RefSeq, a predicted model, not a curated record
UGCCAGUGAGCUCGGGUCAUUUGCAAAAGGCUUUAGUUCUCGCUGGUAUUAGAGCUCAAGCCUCCUGAUGGACCUAAAAGCCAUCAUAUUGUUGGUUGUGGUCUCCAACAGCCCCAGUUAUGUCCUAACAGCAAUUCAACAACGUCCAGAAGAUCAGGUGAUCAUGCAGCAGUUGGUUGAUAGCCGUGAUCUUCUAGAAAUGGAAGCGAGGAUUUGCAACACAAGGGUAAAUGUUGUGGAAGAAAAAUUGAGAGGCGUAACUGCACAGUUGAACCUAAGCAAAUCGAGUUGCGAAACUCGAAUCAAUGCGUUAAUCGAGAACGGAAAACUGCAAACCAAACUGUGUGAUUUCAGAGUCAACCUUGCGAGCCAAAACUGCAUCUAUGAUAACACAGGUGCCGUCAUGAGGAGAACAAAUGCUAGCAGUCGUGUUGCCGAGGGCGUUGCUGGAAAAUUACUGUCGCCCUUCCCAAGCUCCGAGUAUUUCUUCAGCACUGAGGAGUUGAACUGGUAUUCUGCUGCAAGGUUUUGCAAAUCAAAUGGCAUGGAAUUAGCUAGCAUUGAAACAGAGGCCGAAAAUAAUGCGAUUCUCCAAGUCAUUGGAAAACUGGUUGGAGAUUUUUGGCUCUCUGGCACAGAUCUGGGAUCAGAAGGGAAAUUUUACUGGGCUGGAACUGGAAUGGAUGUUGAGGGUUUCACGAAAUUCUUGCGUGGACAGCCAGAUAAUUAUAUCGGAGAGGAACACUGUCUCCAAUUCCAUAGACACCGGAUCACGAACAUUGGUUGGAAUGAUAAUAAGUGUGACGUGCAAUGCCGGUUUAUCUGCGAGAAAACAAAAAAUUAGCUUAAACCCAUAACACCGAAAAUUGUAGUGGCUUAUCAGCAUGUUAAAAUUAAACUAAAUUAAAAUUUCUCCGCAGUGAAUAAACACAAAAAACAAACCAGCAAAGUAAUAUCUAAAUGGAAUGACAAAAAUUCUCAUUCGUACGGUCAAUAAUGAUCAAUAUUUAAUAAAAAAUUGUUUAAAAA